Budorcas taxicolor (takin) is the source of this 2085-nucleotide messenger RNA. RefSeq names its product zinc finger protein 282 (gene ZNF282). The transcript has 8 exons. Gene Ontology annotation, biological process: regulation of DNA-templated transcription. The record is from RefSeq and is a predicted model, not a curated record. Lineage: Eukaryota; Metazoa; Chordata; Mammalia; Artiodactyla; Bovidae. Bases 52 to 2085 code for a protein of 677 amino acids.
AACGUUCUUCUUCUCCCUGGCCGGCCCGAGCGGGGGAACAGCGCUCCCAGGAUGCAGUUUGUGUCAACACGGCCGCAGCCUCAGCAGCUGGGCAUCCAGGGCCUGGGGCUGGACAGCGGGAGCUGGAGCUGGGCGCAGGCCCUGCCCCCGGAGGAGGUCUGCCACCAGGAGCCGGCGCUGCGCGGGGAAAUGGCCGAGGGAAUGCCGCCCAUGCAGGCUCAGGAAUGGGACAUGGACGCCCGGCGACCGAUGCCUUUCCAGUUCCCACCCUUCCCAGAUCGGGCCCCUGUCUUCCCCGACCGCAUGAUGCGAGAGCCCCAGCUACCCACGGCAGAGAUCUCACUCUGGACCGUGGUGGCCGCCAUCCAGGCCGUGGAGAGGAAGGUGGAUGCCCAGGCCAGCCAGCUGCUCAACCUGGAGGGCCGGACGGGGACGGCCGAGAAGAAGCUGGCCGACUGCGAGAAGACGGCCGUGGAGUUCGGGAACCACAUGGAGGGCAAGUGGGCCGUGCUGGGGACCCUGCUGCAGGAGUACGGGCUGCUGCAGAGGCGGCUGGAGAACAUGGAGAACCUGCUGAGGAACAGGAACUUCUGGGUCCUGCGGCUGCCCCCGGGCAGCAAGGGCGAGGUCCCCAAGGUUCCAGUGACCUUUGUGGACAUCGCUGUUUACUUCUCUGAGGACGAGUGGAAGAACCUGGAUGAGUGGCAGAAGGAGCUUUACAACAACCUGGUUAAGGAGAACUACAAAACCCUGAUGUCCCUGGACUCGGAGGGACCCGUGUCUAAGCCGGAAGCCCCAUCUCAGGCUGAGCCCCGGGAAGAGCCCUGCGUGUGGGAGCAGCGUGACCCAGAAGAGAGAGAGAUCCUCAUGGAUCCAGACACAGGAGCAGAGCCCCUGGGGCCGGCACCGGACACGUCCUCUCAGGUGAAGCGGGAGGAGGCCCUGUGCGCCCGGGCUCAGCGGGGCCUGGAGGAGAGAGCCAUCCCCACGGAGUCCAUAACCGACUCACCGGCCUCCGCCCAGGAUCUCCUGUCCCGGAUCAAACAGGAGGAGCCCCCGUGCGUGUGGGACCAGCAGGACUUGGCGGAGAGGGACAUCCCAACAGACCCCAACUCAGAGUCUCUGAUCUCCGCCCACGAUAUCUUGUCAUGGAUAAAGCAGGAGGAACAGCCGUACCCAUGGGGCCCACGCGACUCCAUGGACGGGGAGCUCGGGUUAGACUCUGGCCCCGGUGACAGCCUGCUGAUGGUGAAGAACCCGGCCCCGCCCCCGCCGCCGCCGCCGCCGCAGCCCGCCCCGCCGAGCCUGCCCCGGCUGCCGGCGCCCCCGGAGGACGCGGGCGGCCCCCCGAGCCGCGGCGGGGGCGCGCUGCUGGACGACGGCUUCCCUGCGCUGCCCGGGGAGCGCGGUGCGGGCGGCGAGGGCGGCGGGGGCGCGGGCGGCGGCGGCGGCGGCGGCGGCGGGGGCGUGGGGGCGGCGGGCGGGGGUCCGGGCGGGGGCUGCGGCAGCUGCUGCUCCCCGGGCGGCCUCCGGCGUAGCCUCCUCCUGCACGGCGGCGGCGGCGGCGGCGGCGGCGGCGGCGGGGCGCGCAGCAAGCCCUACUCGUGCCCCGAGUGCGGCAAGAGCUUCGGCGUGCGCAAGAGCCUGAUCAUCCACCACCGCAGCCACACCAAGGAGCGGCCGUACGAGUGCGCCGAGUGCGAGAAGAGCUUCAACUGCCACUCGGGCCUCAUCCGCCACCAGAUGACCCACCGCGGCGAGCGGCCCUACAAGUGCUCCGAGUGCGAGAAGACCUACAGCCGCAAGGAGCACCUGCAGAACCACCAGCGGCUGCACACGGGCGAGCGGCCCUUCCAGUGCGCGCUGUGUGGCAAGAGCUUCAUCCGCAAGCAGAACCUGCUCAAGCACCAGCGCAUCCACACGGGCGAGCGGCCCUACACGUGCGGCGAGUGCGGCAAAAGCUUCCGAUACAAAGAGUCGCUCAAGGACCACCUGCGUGUGCACAGCGCCGGCGGCGGCGGCCCUGGCGGCGGCUCGGGCCUGGGCGCCCCGCGGCCCCUGCAGCCGCCGCCCGAGCGAGACUAG